This is a messenger RNA of Cladocopium goreaui, 468 nucleotides long. The record is from the annotation of a GenBank genome assembly. NCBI's taxonomy places the organism in Eukaryota, Dinophyceae, Suessiales, Symbiodiniaceae.
AUGGGCAGGUGCAACUGGUGCCGGGACAAGUUAGAGGUCCCGAACAAGCUUUUUGCAUCUAUGCCCUCCACGAUGAAGGCUCCUUGGCAGCAGCACUUGGCAGAGAUCCGCGUAAUUGAUGUGCCGGCAAAGAAUCUGCAGGAGUUUCAAGCUUUCCUCCAUGAGUUCAGUGGAUCUGGCGACCUUCCAAUUGCGGAACAGCGCUUCUUUGAUCCUUACGUGGCCUAUACUGGCAAGGUACAUACGCAGCACCGGUCAGUAGCAGAUAUUCUACAAUACCUUUUGAACUACGCCGCCAAGAACCCCCAGUACGAGGAAGCUAGAAGAAACUGCCAAACCUUUGCGUCCGACUUUUUCACCCUUUUGACGGGCGAAGAAGCGGUUCCCACGCAGGCUUUCUGUCGUGCGCUGUACAAGCCGCGCGCCAUGGACUUCAUGUAUGCUGGCCCAAUUGCCAACACUGUUUGA